UUUUCCAUUUUCAUUCGAAGCAAAUUAAUACUAGAUUGUAAUUAGACAUGUAUUAUUUCAUACCCCAUAUUUGUAGCUAGGUUGUUAUUACAGGCACCCGUUCAUUUUAUAUGCCCUGUUUAUUUAAUUGCGCUAUAAGUUUUAUUGUAAUUCUUCUGCUGGAACUACAACUACCAAGAUGCUCUGCGCUGAACGCGGGUGUGUAAACACAACUCUAGGAAACAUGAAACGGUCGGGUGGCAGUGAGAGCGAGAAGAGAAGAAAGAGGCGCAGGCUGCUGCAGGAGCUAGGAGACCAGCGCAUCCCCUACCUCGGGCCCUCAGACCAUGGCUUCCAACAGCUGUGGGAGACUAGUUACUCUGGCCUAGCUCUGCGGCGGUCCUGCUCCCUGCCUGAGGAGCUCCAUGGUCGGGUGGAGGCUGCUCUGUUCACCCUGCGGCGGAGGGGCUGUUUCCUGAGGGACCUGGUGAAGGUGAGGGACCGAGACGUCUUCACCGCCGUAUCCCGGGUGCUGCUGGGUCAGCCAGGAACCACCUACCGCUAUCUGGACACGCGGCUCUUCACCAUCCCCUGGCACACAGACGAGCAGAGAGGGACCUGCUGUGACCCAGACCUCAGCGCUGCCUGCAAAGCACUCUGGGAGCUCAACUGCUUCUUCUGCUCUGAUGUCGGAGACAGGAAGGAAGGGGAUGUUUUCAAGCAGUGCAGGAAAGAGUUGGUUGGUGCUAUAGAGUCUAAACCCAGUGUAGAAGGAGACACAGAGUCUAAAGAUAGCGAGGAGUCCAAACCCAGUGACGGUGGAGGAGACUCGGAGUCCAAGCAGAGUGAGGAGGGAGAGACUGAGUCAAAGCACAGCGACGAUUGGGACAUAGAGUCAAAACACAGUGAAGAGGAAGGCUCAUCGUCCAAACAGGAUGCAGCAUGGGAGUCAAGACACGGCGACGAGAUGGGAGACAUGAAGACUAAACAAACUAAAUUGGGGAGUCCAACGGCGUCAAAACAACACAGUGAGGGAAAACAUACAGGCUGGAAGCACAGGCCAGCUGGCAGCACAGAGACAGAGACCACAGACCUAGGCCCUCAGGAGAAGCCUGUGGCUGAGCUAAAACACAGUCUCUCUGGGUACCACAUUGAAGAUGAGGAGGAUGAAGACCAGCAGAGUGGCCAGGGAUGCUCUAACCUUAACCCUGCUAAGACAUCCUGUCCUGGCCCGACCCAGUUCAACGUCACCCUGCUCAACUACAUGGACCCAGCAGCAAUGAGCCAGCUGAAAGAAGAGCCAUAUUAUGGGAUGGGUAAGAUGGCUGUGGGCUGGCACCAUGAUGAGAACCUGGUCAGCUUAUCUCCUGUGGCCGUCUACAGCUACAGCUGUCAUGACGACGACAAAGGUGUGAGCUCGGAGGAGGGUCCUGCAGAGAAGGGCUGCUGGAGGAUUGGUCUAAAGGUGGCCUGGGACAUCCACACCCCUGGACUGACCCUCCCACUGCAGUCCGGAGACUCCUACUACCUUAGAG
Molecule: messenger RNA, 1514 nt
Organism: Oncorhynchus keta (chum salmon)
Lineage: Eukaryota; Metazoa; Chordata; Actinopteri; Salmoniformes; Salmonidae
Product: alpha-ketoglutarate-dependent dioxygenase FTO-like
Exons: 4
Biological process (GO): DNA alkylation repair; regulation of multicellular organism growth; RNA repair
Molecular function (GO): ferrous iron binding; broad specificity oxidative DNA demethylase activity; mRNA N6-methyladenosine dioxygenase activity
Source: RefSeq, a predicted model, not a curated record